GGGUGGUUCUACUUCAGCAAAGUUGCGGAUGUGGACCAUAAGCCGACAGCCGCGUACAGCGGGGGCUACUUCGACGCCUUUCGCCGCGGAGUCGACUCCCUCGUGGAAAGCGAACACGAGCGCACCAAUUUUGGCGCGCAAUUGCAGCAGGAGGUGACGUCGAUGACAGAUCAUAUGCAAUACAAAUUUCCCGCACAUGUACAAAAAUGCAAAUUGAAAUUUCAACAACUUAGAAAAAGCAAUUGGUCAUGCUGGAGAGGUUCAAGGAAGAGCUUGUGCUUGUCAACAUGUGGAAGCCACAGAAUUUGCCCGUGUGCAGCGGGAAAUUAGAUUUACUGUGGAUAGUCGUGGUUGCGCUUGAACCUACAUCAAUGGGAAGAGGUCCUCCAGCACAUCACGACUAUGCCCCGACCCGCAAAGAAACGUACGUGCGGGGUCUGCUCGAAGGCACGGAUGUCGUUCCCGGGUUGCAAAGCGGAGAACCCGUAUGGACCAAAUCAAAUGUGUACGAGCAGCUGACCACGCACGCAGGAAAAGCGGUGCCACGACUCGACUCGAAAAAAAUGAAGCAGGACAAGCAGGGCAAAGAGAAAGACCACGACGAUGACGUUAUUUCCGAUAGUGAAGAUCAAGAGCAAGAGGUUAGUCCGGAACAGAACAACAUUGACGGCGAAAGUAAUAGAUUUUCUUCCUACCAGGUACGGUCCAGCCCCGCGGUCGGGGCCAAGCUUCCGCUCACGCACGGUUCGCUGGGCCGCCUUUUGGAGCAGGACGUUCUGGCGGGGCAGGAGACGGAGCCCCUGCGCAAAGAGCUGCAGCCCCUCUGGAAUCGCGUCUACUCGGCGGAGCACGUCGAUUACCUUGGUUUGUACCCCCUGAUGCGGCGCGGGCUGCCGCGAAUUUUGGCGUUUGCGGUUUAUCAAAUGUAAAAGUGUCUGGGUCUGGAAGAUUCUGACACUUGUCAUGCACGUUUUGCAUGAGCCAUGAUGUCUGUGAUGCAUAUCCUAGCAAUACAGAUUUUCUACUGAGGGUUUCCUGAUGCCUUUUCCGCAUGAAAAAUGCCUUCUCAGCGGAGCAAAAAUUGCAUUCCCUUUGGUACUCAUGCAAUACAGAUUUUUUUGGAAUCCAAAUGCAGCAUCACAAGUUGCAUUCUUCCAGACCCAGACAUUUUUACAUUUGAUACGGUUCCCCGCUUCACAAUGGACCUGGGCGACUGGAUUUGGCGCGCCGCGGGUCUUAUCCUGUGCAAAAGUAUCGUACUUGUAUUGCAAUCAUGCAUUACAAAUUUUUCUCUUAAGGUAAAUCUGCACUACAAAUUCUAUUUCUCAUGCUGAUGAAAUUUGUAAUGCAUUUAUACGAGUACGAUACUUUUGCAGUCCAUAGGUCUACUCCCUCAGUCGUGCUCCAUGGAAAAGGACUUUCCCACACUGAAUUGGCAGGACUACAGCCAGGAUGCAACAGCACCCGGUGGCGGGCCGCAGACAAGCGGUUCAACAUCUGGCGAGCCCGGGGAACGCGAACACGAUGCGCAAACGGAAGAGUUUUACCGGGACUGCGCGAUGUGGGGCACGGCCUCGGAGGACGUUUUCCUGCAAGACAUCGCUAUCCAGGAAAAAAACACUCAUCCCCAUCCAAUUUGUCAUGCAAAACAUGCAUAAAGUCAACUAUUUGCCAUGCAAAAAAUGGAUGGGGAUGGGUGUUUUUUCCUGGAUAGUCGCCGGCUACUUCGUGCACCCCACGCCCUCGGGACUAUCAAAUGCAAAAGUGUCUGGGUCUGGAAGAAUGCAAGAUUUGUGAUGCAGUUUUUCCAUGACCCAUGAGGCCUGGAAUGCAGCACCUAGCAUGACAAACGCUGUGAGGUGUCUAUCGUGCCUAUCCUGCAUGAGAAACUCCCUGUCGAACUGGUCAAAAGUGGACAUCUUUUGGUAAUCAUGCAACACAGAUUUUUGCAUGCUCCAGAUUCAGCAUGACAAGUUGCAUUCUUCCAGACCCAGACAUUUUUACAUUUGAUAGGGACGGCUCGCGACCAACGGCCUGGACCGCGGCAAACCGGGCCUGGUUGCGGCCGGGAAAGAAAACGACGACUUCCGGCUAGACGAAGAGGAGGACUACGACCUGCCCUUGGAAAAACAACCUGUUUUCGGCCGCCUGCACGACCACGACCGCUACUACAAGUCCGAGGACCAGAAGUCCUCCCAAGAAGAAGCUUCUUACGACGCGAAGAAGCGGAAUAAGAUUGAGCGAGUGCCGAGCGGGCUCGUCGCGCUCGCACAGUCGUUGCAGGCUGCGCAAAACAGCGGGACGGGGGCGGUCGCCACGGUCGUUUUGCCCACCGUGCGGAACCCCGAGGCGGGGCUGUCUCCCGACGGGACCGGUGGCUCGGUCCAAUUCACCCUGGCCUACUUGGGUGUGACCGAGGUGUGGGCGCGCGAGGUCUGGGUGACCAUGAUUGAACCCAUGCUGCGGCCCGAGGUCGUGGGGCGAUGGAGCCUGGAAUACCGCGACUGGCAGGAGGGGGUGCACCUGGUAGAGCACUGCCACCAACUGGCCAAAUACAUCGCCAUCGCGCACCGCAUAGACCGCAUCGCGCGCAGGGAAAAGGCCGAGCGGGACAGAAAGAACAACACCGAGGAGGGCGCCGGCGGGGGGAACAAUAAAGACCAAGACGAGGAUUGGCUUCACAAGUCCUGGGCAGCCACGCAACACGCCUUCCAGGGCGGUUGGCGUUUGGUCCGAAGAAAGGCCACCUGGCUUGCCAGCGAAGCGGAGAAGGCGGCCGUUGGUGCAGAGGAGUACCGGAACCGGCUAUCCACAGAAAAAAACCCAUCCACAUCCAAUUUGUCAUGCAAAACACGUAUCAAGUCAUGUGUUUGCCAUGCAAAAAAUGGAUGUGGCUUGCAUUGGUUUUUUUUCUGUGGAUACCGGCACGACCCCUUCUACUUGUUUGACGGUGCCUCCACCUCCGCGAAGGUCCUGCGCCAGGUACUUGGGACGAAGGCCGCGACCCGGCAGCGGGAAGUCUGCCACAAACUCUACGUGAAAAAGGGCGAUGUGCUGCAGGUUUACCGCGAAGGGGACCCCUAUGGAUGUGUCAGAGUUGAAAUCGACAAAGUUGAAAUAAUUUGCCAUGCAUAAAACGGAUACCAGUUAGACCUACAGUUUGUAGUCGGUGCAUGACAAAUUUUCCCGGUCCUGGAAGCGAGUCUGUCAUGCGGUUUAGGGUAAAAGAGCUGCCUUCUGUCAUGCUAGUUAGCAGUCCAACUUUUGACCCUUGACAGGACUAUAAUCUGCCUCCCGUGGGUCCUAUGCAAUAGAGUCACUUCUUGUGUCGCAUUUUAUGCAUUACAAAGUAUUUCAACUUUGACGAUUUCAAACCUGACGCUUCCAUAACCCCGCCACGCACUGGCGGGGCUUUCCCUCCUGGGUGAUCGAACGGAAGCUGGGCUGCGAGCACUUUCCGCACCUGCUGUGGCGCAAGGCCCCCUACGAAGCGUCGCUCGGCCACGUGCCCCCCUGGUGCGCACACUUGUUGGACCACCUGGUGCGGUAUGUUGUGCGGAAAAAAGUAGCGGACGUGCAACAUCACAAUAGAAAAUUCUCGUCGAGGUACCCCUCGUUUCUGAUGAAAAGGCACAUGAACCCUUUCGACCUGAAUUACCGCCGCGAUCUGUCUUCAACACAGCAGCUCUCCGCGGCGGGACGACGGGCCGAGGAGAUGGAUGCGCGAGCGGGCCACUCACUUCAGACUCUGGACGUCGCUGGGAAGGAGUCCUACACCCAGAUUCACGUCCCGGACUGCAGCCGGGCCGCCCCGUUUCGGGACCACACCGCGCUUAUGCAUUGCAAAAGUAUCGUACUCGUACUCGUAGAAAUGCAUUACAAAGUUACUCAGCAUGAGAAAUGAAAUUUGUGAUGCGGAUUUAGCUCAAGAAAGAUAUUUGUAAUACAUGAUUGCAAUACGAGUACUUUUGCACAGCAUAGCGCUGGCGCACAGCGACGACGGGUGUGUGGAGACAAAGUACAGCAUCUUGCGGGUAUCACAAAUGCAAAUACGUCUGGGUCUGGAAACUUGUGAUGCUAAAAUGUGGAUGAUGGAAACAGUUCCGAAUGCAACCUAGCAUGACAACUUUCCAGAUCGCUUUCUCAUAGGCAAUCCGCAUCAGAAACUGCGUGCUUUCAUUGUACAAAAGAGGCUGCAGCGACUGUUGUAGGUUAUACAAUACAGAUUUCCUAGGUAUGGAAAGCUAGCAUUACAAGUUCAAGUUCCAACCUUCCAGACCCAGAUAUAUUUGCAUUGCAUAGCGGGCCACCAAGCACAAUGUCGCACUGGCGUUGAUGUGGGUGGCGUGGUUUCGCAUUGCGUAUGGUGGAGUGAAGCACUACGAGGAGGAGCCCUCGUAUGGAAGCGUCAGGUUUGAAAUCGUCAAAGUUGAAAUAAUAAUAAUUUGCAAAUGCAUAAAAUGCAUGACCCGCGGUACGUGUGUUGCAGAGCAGGCAAGUGAGGCCGAUUGUAAGCCUAUUUGGGUUCACAGCUCGAGCUGCUAAAGUAGCAUGUAGAAAACCAUUCUUCUUUGCCUAAACAGCAUGACAAACGGGAUUUAGGGACCACCGAAAUUUGUCAUGCGCCAUUUGGAAACUGAGUGGCAACUGGCGUCCAUUUUAUGCAUGGCAAAUUAUUUCAACUUUGACGAUUUCGAUCCUGACACACCCAUACCUCGUUUGUUGGCGACGACGGACAGCGAUACAGGAUUGUUGCGAGAAGCAAGAAGAAGAAGAACAAAAAAAACGAGAACGAUGUGGAAGAUCAUCAGCACGAGGAAAUGAAGAGCAUAAAGAACGCAGCAUUUUUGCAAGAAGAGAGGAUAUCCACAAAAGCGAUUUUGCUGAACAGGAACGCUACCGAGUACAAGAGGAGGAACAGAUAUCCACAGUAAAUUUUCCGCACACGACAUAGACAUACAAAUGCGGUCUCUGCAUGACAAAGCUUGCCUUCCAUCCUAGAUAGCGUGACAAGUGGCAUGCUCUACUAAGUUGGCAAAAUUUGUGAUGCUUUUUGUACAUCAACAAGUGCGGGAAAUUUACUGUAGUGGAUAACCGAGCUGAUGCUGCUGCUGCAAGAAGAGCAAGAGCCGAAGCUCGCAAAGCUGCCGCGAAGAAGAAAACACUGGAGCUGUCGAACUUUCUGCACCACAACUUCGCGGACGCCGGCCCGCACUCCGUGAUCGGUGCCUACGUAAAGGUGAUGCAUGACCGGCUGGAUUUUUUGCUGAAGCAAGAGGAGAGCACGUUCGGGACGAAUAAAAAACGACCACUUGAAAUAUACGCAAAGCUCUCCUCUUCCAUCUCGCACGUAACGGGCAAGGACUUCGCGGCGAUAUCCCUUCUGUCCCUGCUGCGCAAUUCGGUGGUGGCUUUGCACGACUACACGCCGCUCGGGGCCUACCUGCGUUACGUGCAGUCCGCAGCCAACGCGUUUCAGUGGGAGCACGUGACGACGGGCCUGUGGGAGCGGCGCCAGGAGGAGCUGGCGACGCUGAAGCGGGUGCGCUCUGGGACCUGGCACCGGCUCUCCCCGAUGGUUACCGACGAUGACAUAACCUGGGGGCUUGCGGAAGCAGAGCUGAAAGAAAUUCAUCGUCCUAGCAGGAAUAAACCCUUUCUACGAAAGAACUUGUGGAAGAACAAAAACUACAGAAAUAACGCGGGCCCUUCGGCCCCCAACUACGGCGACGAGAGCGAAGCAGAUGUUGGCCACAGUUCGACGGCCUCGUCGCUGUUAUUCUCGCUCGACGGGCUGCCCAGCCGCGUCAUCGAGCAGCGGUUAGUGCAUCUGAUCGAACGCGCACUGCACUUCCCUGCCGCCCUGGCGGUGGACGUAGCAGCGGCCGACAGCCCGGACGACGUUAUCGACUUUCUUUCCACAUGGAAGACGCUGACCCCCGAGGAAGAGGACUGGGUGCUCUCCCGCGAAGACAAAAAGCUACUUCUAUUACAAUGAAAAAUGCCCCCACCGCCGAACUUGGGAGCAUUUGUAUUGCAAACCUUUCCAAGAGAAACAUUCGCCCUCUUGCAUCUAGCAGCAUCACAGAUUUCCAAUCGUGAUGAACAAUAGCGACAAUUUGUAUUGCAAAAGAUCCCAGCAAAAUCGGCGCUUGUCAUGCAAGCAAUGCUAUAUACGCCCAGACUCUGCAUCACAAAGAUUCAUAUUCCUUUCACGCAUGACAAAAUAAAAGUUUUUAUUUGGAGACUUCGCAUCACAAAUUAUUGCAACUUUGGGGGUGGGGGCAUUUUUCACUGUAAUAACUUCUCGGAAAAGAGGACACAGGCAAAGCCACUGCAUCCACACGCCACCUCCACGACGCUGCCACGAAGGCGAAACUGCAGCGCGCCCAGAGCGCCGCGGGACAAAACCAGCGCGAGCGGUGGUCGGUGCUGUAUACAUUGCAAAUAUGUCUGGGUCUGGAAGAAUGCAAACUUGUGCUGCGCAUUUCACAACACAGAAAAAUCUUUCAUGCAUAGGCGGCAAAAGCUGCCCACUGCCACUAGUUUCUGUCACCAAAGUGGCGCAUUUCUCACGCGGUUUCGGCAUUGCGGAAGCCUCUCGAAACCUGUGACGCUAGAGCUUCCAUGACCCAGACCCAGACCUUCUGUGUCAUGCAAAAGCAGCAUGACUCUUCCAGACCCAGACAUGUUUGCAUUUGAUAUGCUGCACCUCGGCGCGAAACACGUGUACGAGCGCUGGUUGCCCUAUGGAUGUGUCAGAGUUGAAAUCGACAAAGUUGAAAUAAUUUGUCAUGCAUAAAAUGGAUGCCAGUUGGAACCCAGUUUCCAAGUGGCGCAUGACAAAUCUCGGUGGUCCCUAAAUCCAGUUUGUCAUGCUGUUUAGGCAAAGAAGAGUCAUUUUCUCAUGCUACUUUAGCAGCUCGAGCUGUAACCCCAAACAGGCUUACAAUCGGCCUCACUUGCCUGCUCUGCAACACACGUACCUCGGGUCAUGCAUUUUAUGCAUUACAGAUUACUUCAACUUUGACGAUUUCAAACCUGACGCUUCCAUAUGCCCCACAUCGUGACUCUGUUUCGAGGAAAAAUCGAAGCGCACACGAGGAAGGAAAAUAAGAAGCAGGAAAAGGACCACGACAGGGGCGAAGCUGACGGGACGACAACAGUUGGACGACACAAGAACCAGAACGCCAGUCGUGAAGAACAAGACCGCAAGCCAGAACAGAACUUCUACGAAGCCGAGUAUGGGCGGCGGAAAAAACUGCUGGACCAAGCCGACGAGGCGAGCAGGUCCCGUUGGGAAUUCUUCCGCUCGUAUGGGGAUGAAAAAGCCGAGGAAGAGAUGCACCGCUUGCUGCUACUCGGAGAUCCGAGUGAACAUGCUGCACACGAUCAUGGUGGCACGUCUUAUUACAUGAUGAAAAAUUCCGUGCCAUAUGAUAGAAGAAGUAGUCCUGGUCCGGCGGCUACGAUGAACAACAGGAGGAACAGCAAUCAACACCUUCAUGAUCAUGCGGAAGAUGUUGAGGUUGACGAUGUGGAUGUUGUGACGAGUCCUCGUCCUGGAUCUUCAUUUAGUGAAGUUCCGGACCGCGACGACCAGGGACACUACGAUGACGACUUGGAGGAUAAUUUUUCCGUCCCUCCCGCGGUGGGCUACGAGUUCGAGGUCGAGGAGCAUAUUAUCGACGAAGUGAUGCCUGAGGAGGGAACGACGACCAAUGACCUGCUACGGAGAUCGCAGUUGGACCGCUUGAGUAGUAGAACUGCGGAACAUAGUACUUCCACCUCGCCGUCCCUUUUCAGCGGAGAGGAUGAGGUAGUGGAGGUGUAGGAGGCCAUGAUGUUGAAAAUGGUAAUGGUGCGAGGUGUGAUGUAGGAGAAGCGCCACUGCAGAAAACCAUUUCUUAACUUUUGUUGUGUCGACAACAUGCUGGUGCUAUUAAUAACGCUAAAAAUAUGCAAGAUGAAUGAUAGAUAAGAAUCACACAUGAUAUGAACAACUUUCGAAGUGACACUCGACACUGCAGCUAGUAAUGCUGCAAUGACUUUUUUGACUUAUGAAACUACUCGUAUUGGAUUUCAUCGUUUUCCAGGAUAGAACUCAGUGAACAGCAGGACAGAACUUCAGACUUCCUUCCACGCAAUUUUUAUGUAUGACUUGACUGGCGGUGGCUUCGACGCUGACCUUGAAAAGCUCAUCAGCAUUUAGCGCUCCCCAUAAUUUGUCCCGUUCUUCCCUUUAUGUAGCGACGCUUGUCCACUUUAUAAAGUUUCUCUAUUGUUUCAUCUGAAUGCUACGCGGAUCGUACUAUGAAUUUAAUAGAAUCCAACAUGCUAUUGAUGAGAUAAUACUAAAACUCAAAACUUCUUUAUUCCACCAGUAUGAACGACAAUAUCUUGCGCACCGUAAUAUCAUGAACGAUUGGCUAGAAAAAAAACUUUCGAAUUAACUGUACACGAAGAGCAGGAAGUGCGGUCGUUUCGCCAAAAUCAAUGUACACAUGCAGAGACAAGACGAAAAUGACGGCUACACGACCAUACUUGUUUGCGCUGAAUGAUUAGUAGCUUCCUUUAGCAGCUAUAACAAUUUAUUUUGUGACUCCUUCUGAGCCUGUACAUAAGUCCGACUAAACAACAGAAGGGGCGGCAACAUACAAACAAAAAA
Amoebophrya sp. A120 is the source of this 8668-nucleotide messenger RNA. The record is from the annotation of a GenBank genome assembly. Lineage: Eukaryota; Dinophyceae; Syndiniales; Amoebophryaceae.